Molecule: messenger RNA, 783 nt
Organism: Ustilago hordei
Lineage: Eukaryota; Fungi; Basidiomycota; Ustilaginomycetes; Ustilaginales; Ustilaginaceae
Exons: 3
Coding region: 1-783 (260 amino acids)
Source: RefSeq, a predicted model, not a curated record
AUGACAACCUCACCCUACCAAACUCGAUCCCAGACUGCUGCAAGUGCACCUCCUUCCGAGUCGACCUCCUCGAGAUCUGACGACGCUGGAGUGUCAGGCCAUUUGGGAGGCCGAGCUGGCUCGCUCCCCUCUCCUCCUACUGCUGACGAGAUCAUCGACGCAGUUUUGGCUCCUCCUCGAGCCACCACUCCGGAGUAUCGGUUGGAGGUGCAACCUCUCACUCCUCCCCCUCGUUGGCUUGGUCGCCAGACCCCACCUCCUCCUCCUCCCAAAUUUCAUCUCCCCACAAAUGGCGAGAUUGUGGGAUGGGCCAAGCAAUUUGUGGUUGCUGACCUUUUGGUCCAAAUCGCAGAUUGCCACUUCCCACUUGGUUGGGAUGUUCCUACUGGGUCCCUGCCAGAGUGUUGGCUGCACUGCUUGGUCAUGUUGCGCCUGACUGAGGGCUGCAUGCUAUGGCCCAGCUGGCAGUGUCGCCGCUGCUUUAAUCUUGGUGUCCCGUGUUUUGCCUCUGCAUUCACCAACCCUUUUGGUGAGCAUGUUCGGAUCCCUCAUGCAUGCACUCAUUGCUACCUCGCUGGUCUGGGUAACUGUGUCCACAAUGUCCCUGCUCAUCCCAGGAUGGAGUACCCUGGGGAUGGUACUCCCAGCUUACAACCUCAGGGUUUGCACCAAGCCAAGUGCACCCAUCUGAUGGUUGCUAACAGGGAUGGGCCAGGUUUUGUUCACUUGGAGGAGAGGGUGGGUGACCCUGUCAUGACCCCUGGCUGGGCAACUGCUAUGUGA